GUCUUGGCUGAGUAUCUCAAGGCCAGAAACCUCUCGUUGAUGAAGAAAAACACCAUUUCGAAGGUAUGUGAGAAAUCUGGGGUCGACGUUGAUCCCGAGAGUGGCCAUGUCACCUGCAACAUCUCUCGCUUCUCAGCUGCCGACUUUGCCACAAGCCAAAGUACGUCAACCCUAGCCCACUUAUCGCAUGGGUAUCCGGCAGCUGAGCCUCUAGAAGCGUUGGCCCAUGCGAUGGCGAUGAUGCUGAAUGCACUGGCGAAGGGGGCGAUAAUGAUGAAGAACCCGUCACAGCCCUUUCUUGACAGCCACGGGUCUACUGUCCCAGUCUUCUGCUCAGCCGCUCAUGGCUCCCGAGUUCACAAGCAUAGAAGCUACAAUUCUCUUGACACCCUGAAGCGCCGCCUCGAUAGGGUGCGAAAUCAACGGAAUCUUGCCACAGCUCACGCUGGCCCUGAGAAAUCCCACAUCGAAUCUAUCCAAGAGGAGUUGAACACGAAGAAGAAAACUUCUGGGGAGCGGAUUGUCCAUACACAGUCUCGAAUCGUCACUGCGACUGAGGGUCGGGAGGAGGAGGCCGAGAAGCAGGAGAAGCAAGAUUAA
Mycena citricolor is the source of this 600-nucleotide messenger RNA. NCBI's taxonomy places the organism in Eukaryota, Fungi, Basidiomycota, Agaricomycetes, Agaricales, Mycenaceae. The record is from the annotation of a GenBank genome assembly.